AUGGCAACGCCACCACGCUUCGAUGCCUGCCAUCGCUUCUUCGCAAUCAACGAGCUGGUCACCAUCUUCCUGGAGAACGCAAGCCCUCGCGUGCUCUUGAAUGGUCAACGAGUGUGCAAAGUGUGGAAUAUCAUCAUUUGCGAUUCAGAAACUCUUCAGCAGAACUUGUUCUCAACACCAGACACGCACCUGGACGAAUCAGAGCUCAACCCGUUCAUUGAAGAAUGCUUUGGAUCUAUAUUGUCUGUCAAUACUGCUACCCCUGACCGUAUGAGUAGCUCUUCAGACCUGCAGCGAACUCCAUGGGCUAGCGGCGGUACAGAUCUCCAAAUCCCAACACGACAAGCUUUCGCCCGGAAGGAUGCAUUGUGGAGACGUAUGCUGGUCUGCCAACCACCCAUCAAUAGGCUGGGCUGGUGGCAUCAGUGGAAGACUUCACCCGUCCCGAGCGAGGAGAAUGAGGAUACUUAUGCUGAUCCUUUCAACGUUUCGAAAGGUUGGGGCCACCAAGACUUGAGCAACAAGCCAGUGACCUUGGCCAUGGUUUGGGACAUGGUGGAGGCGCGUCUAUUUCGUGGUUGUCGUGCAAAAGUGCUAUACUACCCUCACGACUCUAAACACAUUGAGGAUCGAGCUAUCCUGGCCAUUGAACAAGCCGCUCAGAUGGCGGAUCGCGAUCAGGCCAAUCUUUCCGAAGUACCUCGUGUCAUGAUUCAUACAGCACAGGUUUGGUCCCGGCGACCUACAGGCCAUGAACGAUUCAGCGAAACAAAGCGGGACUGGACCAUACCUGAAGUAGUCCAGCUGCGCAAGAUCCACCCGUUGGCUGGCGACGGAUUCAACAUUCUGAGAGCUGAUUGUCUGCGUAACGAUACCACGCCGAGACCUUGCAUACCAGGCACUUCGAGUCAAGCCACACGAUGGUCGCAAAGUGAGGAUGCAAACUCCUGGAACGAUACUGAUGGCAAGAUCUACUAUGGUAUCGGCGCAAGGCAAGCUGGAAGGGCGACCGUCUUCGUCGCGCGGCCUACCGCUAGAGGCGGUGCACAUCCCACGGUAUUCGCAGCUGUGACAUGA
This is a messenger RNA of Fulvia fulva, 1077 nucleotides long. RefSeq lists its product as uncharacterized. Lineage: Eukaryota; Fungi; Ascomycota; Dothideomycetes; Mycosphaerellales; Mycosphaerellaceae. The record is from RefSeq and is a predicted model, not a curated record. The transcript has a single exon. The coding region runs from base 1 to 1077 and encodes 358 amino acids.